AUGUGUGUGACGGCUCUUGUCUCGGUCUUUGGCCUCGGUUCUGCGGGACCCAAUGAGCAUUCAGCAGGGCCUGACCCGAUCGACGCCGCGCAUCCCCGCUUGGACAUCAACUGGACGGAGCAGAGCGUGAACUCACAUAAAACUAAAGCGGAGCGCAAUGAAAUUCUCGAGAGCAAGCUGGUGCUGACAAAGCUGGUGGUGCUCAAUCGCCACGGUCACCGUGCACCGAACGCACCCUUCUGGAAGAUGUGCCCCAACGACAUAAAGAGCAGGAAGCGCUACGACGUCGGUGCAGAGGACUUGACUGGGCUCGGCAUGGAGGAAGAGUACAACUUCGGCCAGUUUCUGCGAGACACCUACCGCGACUUUAUUGGCAACAAGUUCAACCGUACGCUGCACUACCUCCGCGCUGUUGGCGAGCCGCGCAUCUUGCAGUCGGCGAUGGCGGUGGCCCAAGGGAUCUUCCCAGACGGAUUCGGCCCGGGCGGCUACUUGCCAUCGCGGCCACAGUUUGUGCCCAUCUUCUCCGAUAUGGAUACGCAUGAGUAUCUACUCGAUAACGUGCCAUGUUUCCGGCGGGCUGAGAACGACUCGCAUCAGUGGGUCGACAAGCACUUUAAGGACUUCAUCAAUGACCCUAGCACGAGCCGUGUGCUGAGCAUGAUAAAGAAAGUGUGCGGUGAGUACACCGGCAAGGCGGGAGCCUACGCCUACAUCAAGACUGUGGCAGACGGUCUCACGUUCAACAGCGACUUCGGUCUGAAGGUGGCGAAGGGCAAGCUGGCACCACAGAUGCUGUUCAGCAUUCGCAACAUCUCGCUGCAGCUCCUCAUGCAGCGCCUGUAUGGCACAGACGAGCAACAGACGUACAUGGCAGCUGACCUCCCCCGCAGCAUCCUGCAGACACUUAGCCAUACCCACCUCGGAGAGACCCCCGAGCAGCUGAACGACUUCACUGACACACGGCAGGAGUCCACCUUCUACUUUAUGCACCGCGAAGCCCUCUACGCCCUCGCGCAGUUUUUUGGAUUUCAGUACAGCGUGCCUGGGUUGCCGCCAGGUGAGGUGCCCGUGGCGACUUCCAUCAUCAUGGAGAAACUCGCGCUACAUCGCGACCAGGACUCUCACAACGCCUCCACAUACGUCCGCAUGACGCUCUGGACGCCGUACAACGGCAUCUACACGAUACCUAUCCCCACCUGUCGCAUUCCUGAGCUGUGUGAGCUGAAGGAACUGCGGCACAUCUACAACACCCGUGUGGAGCGCACGGGUACAUGGGAGCAGCUGUGCCACUACACACCGCAGGAAAUCGACCACACGACAGACAUUCGUUGA
This is a messenger RNA of Leishmania braziliensis MHOM/BR/75/M2904, 1335 nucleotides long. Its product is annotated as putative acid phosphatase. Lineage: Eukaryota; Euglenozoa; Kinetoplastea; Trypanosomatida; Trypanosomatidae. Gene Ontology annotation, molecular function: phosphatase activity. The record is from RefSeq and is a predicted model, not a curated record. The transcript has a single exon. Gene Ontology annotation, biological process: dephosphorylation. The coding region runs from base 1 to 1335 and encodes 444 amino acids.